AAAAACGGUGACGGAAUUGAAACCGAAGCCCCAAAGUGCGGAGCGUCCGUGCGUGUGCCAAAAGCUCCUCAAACGCUGUCGCUUCCCCGCUGGUUCCCAAACGCCCCCGAACAGCACCAGUACUACUUCCCUGCCAGGAUGAUUCCCCGUAGCUAGAGGACCAACAGGAGUCGCGUAGUGGCAGCAGCAGCAACUCCGGCGGCACACAAUCCACACCUCCUCUUCCACAGAUCCGAACGAUUCCAAGGGUAGUUAGUUUGCCAAAGAGGGUGCCCAGUACCUUCCCCCUCCCAUCCAGUACUGGUAGACCACAACUCCUCUACAGAGUACCUCGUGUAGACGACAUAGGGUAAAAGGAUUCGAGUAAACGAGCAUGAAAAAGCAAAACGUACGGACCAUCUCGCUGAUCGUGUGUACGUUCACCUACCUGCUAAUCGGUGCCGCCGUGUUCGAUGCCCUCGAAUCAGAGACGGAGAAGAAACGCUGGAAGGCGCUCAGUGCAAUCGAAAAUGUCCUCAUCACACGGUACAACAUCAGCUCGGAGGACUUCAAAGUCAUCGAGACGGUCAUUAUGAAGUCGGAACCGCACAAGGCCGGCCAGCAGUGGAAGUUCUCCGGUGCGUUCUACUACGCCACCACCGUGCUGACGACGAUCGGGUACGGCCACUCGACGCCGACCACGGUCAGCGGGAAGAUCUUCACGAUGUGCUACGCCGCGAUCGGCAUCCCGCUCGGCCUGGUCAUGUUCCAGAGCAUCGGCGAGCGGGUGAACCGGCUGAGCAGCGUGAUCGUGCACGCGAUCAAGACGUCCUUUAACUGCAAGAAAGCGAUCGCGUCCGAGGUCGACCUGAUACUGGUGGUGACGACGCUCAGCUCGCUGACGAUAGCGGGCGGGGCCGCCGCGUUCAGCAAGUUCGAGGGCUGGAGCUACUUCGACUCGGUGUACUACUGCUUCAUCACGCUCACGACGAUCGGGUUCGGCGAUAUGGUGGCGCUGCAGAAGGACAACGCACUGAACAAGAAACCCGAGUACGUGGCGUUUGCGCUGAUCUUCAUCCUGUUCGGGCUGGCGGUGGUGGCUGCCUCGCUCAAUCUGCUCGUGCUGCGGUUCGUGACGAUGAACACGGAGGACGAGAAGCGGGACGAAGCGCAAGCCAUACAGGCACUGCAAAUAGCGGUCAAGCUGGACGGUGACAUCAUCACGGGCAACACGGACAGCGUAGACGAGCGGUGCUACGAUCGCAUCUCCGUCAUCAACCCGCUCACCGUGUGCCACAACUGUCCGACCAAGUUCGACAUGGCGCCGGAGCCCAACGGCUGCUACAUCGAGACGAACUAUCGCUACCCGCUGAUGGAUUGCGAAAUGACGCAGCUUCGUUCGCCGGCCGGCUUCAAUGGACCCGGGAACGGUAACCACGGGCAGCAGCAGCGGAUGCAGCCGCCGCUGCACGACUUUGAAGCGGACGACGAUGGGCUGAUACGGCCACUGCGGUACGAUUUCCAUCCCAACCGGGGCCGGGCAUCGGUUUGAACAAUGAUGACCCUUGCGACUUUACACACACACCAAUGAAACUCACACAUCCAAAACACACACACACACACAAGCACAGUCACCACCACCUGGAGACAUGGGUGGGGAAGGUCAAUUAGUGGCCGCGAAUCAUCAUCUUCCUACUCUAGCUACUUUUGUAAGAAAUCAUCCCUUCACUAUGCGAGAAUGCGUACGAAUUGGUUUAUAUAAGCGUAAUACAUAAGAGAGAGAGAAAGUAAGAGCGAGAGAGACCGCGUGUGCGUACACGUGGUCGCGGCGGCGGUUGAUCAAAUUUUAGCAAUGAUAAAGAUAAAUUUAAACAUUCCGGGAACAAUCGGUGUUGAUGCGUUACUUGAAAUAAAGUGAGAAAAAUAAAUAUAUACGCACACGCAGUGCGCGCGCGCCCAGCAAGAGCCAUCCUUUGCGCAAGCAAGAGCCGUUC
This is a messenger RNA of Anopheles gambiae (African malaria mosquito), 1973 nucleotides long. RefSeq names its product two pore potassium channel protein sup-9 (gene Task6). Gene Ontology annotation, cellular component: membrane. Gene Ontology annotation, biological process: potassium ion transmembrane transport; stabilization of membrane potential. Lineage: Eukaryota; Metazoa; Arthropoda; Insecta; Diptera; Culicidae. Gene Ontology annotation, molecular function: potassium ion leak channel activity. The transcript has 4 exons. The record is from RefSeq and is a predicted model, not a curated record. The coding region runs from base 374 to 1531 and encodes 385 amino acids.